Molecule: messenger RNA, 2177 nt
Organism: Lucilia cuprina (Australian sheep blowfly)
Lineage: Eukaryota; Metazoa; Arthropoda; Insecta; Diptera; Calliphoridae
Product: longitudinals lacking protein, isoforms A/B/D/L-like
Exons: 2
Coding region: 800-1777 (325 amino acids)
Source: RefSeq, a predicted model, not a curated record
UGGUCUAUAGAUCAGUCUCUAGUCUGGUCUAUACAUCAUUUUCUAUGUAAUCUGGUCUAUAGUCCAUAGUCUUGUCUUUAUAUCAAACUGUAAUUAGACAAUGUUAUGUUCUAUAUAUCAGUUUAUAGAUCAGUCUAUAUUCUGCUCUGGUUUUUAGAUCUACAUUUUGUCUAUUUAUUUUGGUCUAUAGAAGGGUUUAUAGACUGGUCUAUAGAUUAAUCUAUAAUCUUAAAAUCAUUCUACAAUGGGGUCUAUAGAUCCGGCUCUGCAUAUUUUGGUGUGUAGAUCAGUCUAUAUUCCGGUUUAUAGAUCAGUCUACCUAUAAUUUGAUCUUAAGAUCAGCCUAUAGUCUGGUCUAUAGAUAAGUCUAUGAUUUUGUCUAUAGAUCUUUCUAUAGUCUGGUCUUCAGAUCAAUCUAUAGUCUGGUUUUUAGAUCAGGCUAUGUUCUUGCCAAUAGACAAUAGAUCAUUCUAUGUUCUCGUCUAUAGCGUGGUUUACAAAUCAAUCUAUGCUCUAAACCACAAAUCAGUUUACAGUUUGGCCUACAGAUCACACCAUGAUCGCCAAUAUUUUGAGAUAUAUAUUUUCUCCCCAUUCACUAAAUAUUCUUUCACUAAUAUAUUUCUCUUUUUUCUAGGUUGCCUGGAAGCUAAACAGCAGCACUCUCAACAUCUUAAACUUCUAAGGGACAACAUGUAAAAAAGGGCAACUGUAACUAUACGCCUAAUGGAAGAGGAAUUAUUUAAGUAUUACACGUAUAGCGGGUCUAACUUGGAAUGAAUGGAAUGCCCGUUUGGCUAUGCCUUUAGUAACACAGCUACGUGAAGGUGUACAUCCUUUAGUAUUUCCAACCGAUUUAAGUAUGGAAAAGGGUAUUGGUGUUGGCAAUGGUGUGGGCGUUUCUAAGGAUAUAUGUAAAAUUGAACGUAAAUCACCGAUUAAACGACCAUCCCUUUUGGCUUCACCCACACCCUCUAAUAAUGAUUUAAACGAACAGGGGGCUACGAGUACCCCAUUGAAUUGUUCGUCGGCCAGUGAUAAAGAUAAAACACCACAAACAAGUGGCAGUGGUGGUGGUGGUGAAAAAAUUAAACAUUUCACCGAGGAAGAGGCUACGGUGUUAAUGUUAAAAGCAGCUGCCGAAAAAUCAGCUCAAGCUGCAGCGGCGGCAGCCAAUAAUAGUGGUAAUCUCAGUGAUAACAGUUAUACCGAUGACAAUACAACCGGUAAUCUAAGUGGUGGUGGUAAUGGACCCGGCUCCGGGGCCGAUUAUCACUCAGCCUUUGGUGAUGUUAGUGGCGCAACGGGUAUAAGUCUUAAUAUUUUAAAUAGUAUCAAUGCCAUGAGCAGUCUUAUAAGUGGCGGAGCUGGCGGCAAUGGUGGCCUUAGUUUAGCCAGUGCUGCAGCUUUGGGUGUGGGUGGCUCUGGCAAUGGUGCUGGUCAUCCUUGUCCAGAGUGUGGUCGUGUUUAUAAGUUAAAAUCAUCAUUGCGUAAUCAUCAAAAAUGGGAAUGUGGCAAGGAGCCACAAUUUCAAUGUCCCUUCUGUGUGUAUAGGGCAAAACAGAAAAUGCACAUCGGUCGUCAUAUGGAACGUAUGCAUAAGGAGAAAUUUUUCAAAAUUGAAGAUUUAAAAAGUUUCACCACUGCCACUGUAGGUGCUCAAAUAGCUGGUUCUAGUGUAGGUGGCAGUGGUGGUGGUGGUGUGGGAGGUGGUGGUGUUAGUGGCGAUGAAUCAUCAUCUACAGCUGUAGCUGAAUUACGUCAACAUUUCUCGUAAGAAUUAAAUAGUUUUAUCAUUUUUCUUUUUUUAAGCAAAUGAUAAACAAAAAGGCAAGAUUUAUAUAUUAAUAUAUAUUUUUUAUACAAUUUUAUUUUAUUAUUAUUUUUUAAAUUAAUUUAAAUUAGUUUUAAAUUAUUAAGUUUAGCAAGAAAGAGAGAUUUUUUUUUAAUAUCAGGGAAUAUAUAAAUAAUUUAUUUUAAAGAAUGAAAAAAACACGUAUUAACAACAAAGUUAUACAGAAAUAAUUCUGUAAUUCUAAACUAAAUGCAAAUCUUUAAAGGAAUAUGUAUAUGCUGGGAAAGCUUUUAUACAUAUUUGUUUUAUUGUAAAUACACUACAAUUUUUUUUAUAUAUAAACAAAUAAAACCAACAAUCAGGGUUCAAUAGAAAAGAAAUU